AUGUCCUCAGCUCCACCGGAACAAGUCAAUAGUCAAUAUAAAGGCAUGGGGUCCAUGUUCAACCAGCAAAACCCCGCGACCUCCGCAAGCUCCUCUAAGCCAGCCGGAGACAGUGACUCGAAGGCCCCAUUGCCCAAGGGCGUAGUCCUGGGCAAAGACGGAAAGCCCUGCCGCAGCUGUACCUCCGUCGCCUCAUGGCGAGCAUUGACCAAGCAAGCCGACUUCAAAAACGCAAGCAGCGCAGCCCCAAACUCAACCUCUACCUCGUCUCCCACCUCGACAAGCAAAACGGCAACCUCAACAGCCGCCCUCGCCGCCGCUGCAACCCCAUCCUCCAGCGGAACUCCCUCAGACUGCCCACCAGACGUCGAAGAGCUUGGUCGCUCAACAUGGACACUACUGCACUCGAUGGCAGCCACAUACCCCGAAAAGGCAGACAUGGAAUAUCAGGCUAAUAUGAGCGGGUUCUUGAAGUUCUUCUCGAAGCUGUACCCAUGCUGGGUGUGCGCGGAUGAUUUCCAAUCGUGGAUGGCGCAUCCGAGUGGAAAGAAUCAACCGAAACUGGAGAGUCGGAAGGAGUUUGGGUGGUGGAUGUGCGAGGCGCAUAAUGAGGUUAAUCGAAAGCUUGGGAAGAAGGAGUUUGAUUGUCGGUUAUGGGAGGAGAGGUGGCGGACUGGGUGGAAGGAUGGUCGUUGUGAUUGA
Penicillium samsonianum is the source of this 702-nucleotide messenger RNA. RefSeq names its product flavin-linked sulfhydryl oxidase. Gene Ontology annotation, molecular function: flavin-dependent sulfhydryl oxidase activity; flavin adenine dinucleotide binding. Lineage: Eukaryota; Fungi; Ascomycota; Eurotiomycetes; Eurotiales; Aspergillaceae. Bases 1 to 702 code for a protein of 233 amino acids. The record is from RefSeq and is a predicted model, not a curated record. Gene Ontology annotation, cellular component: mitochondrion. The transcript is spliced from 2 exons.